Messenger RNA from Effrenium voratum, 2562 nucleotides. NCBI's taxonomy places the organism in Eukaryota, Dinophyceae, Suessiales, Symbiodiniaceae. The record is from the annotation of a GenBank genome assembly.
AUGUCAGCAUUUCCUGACAGGGCAAAAGUUGUCAUCGUUGGUCUGGGCGGCAUUGUCGGCGCGUCAGUUGCACACCACCUCAUAGAGCGCGGCUGGGAUGAUAUCGUUGGCAUUGAUAAGUCCGGCAUUCCGACAGAUAUCGGCUCAACAGCGCACGCUUCCGAUUUCUGCUACACGACAAGCCACGACUACCUUUCCGUCUGGACGACCCAGUAUUCCAUCGACUUCUUUGAAAAGAUGGGACACUACGCCCGCGUUGGCGGUCUUGAGAUCGCUCGUACCGGCGACGACGCGUGGAUGGAGGAAAUCAAGCGGAAAGUGACAUCGGGAAAGGCGUUCGGCACGAAUGUACGUCUUGUCAGCCCUGCCGAGAUCAAGGAAAAGUUUCCGCUGAUCGAAGAAGACCUGGUUCAGGGCGGUAUGUGGGAUCCGGACGCUGGCCUGGUCAUACCGCGGUCGCAGACUGUCGCCGGCAAGCUCGUCGACGAGGGGGAAAAGACCGGAAAACUGAAGGCAUUCGCAAACACACCCGCACAGUCCCUGAUUGUUGAAGGUGGCCGCAUCAAGGGCGUUGUUACGCACCGCGGCACGAUCAUGGCCGACCAUGUCAUCGUUUGCGCUGGACUGUGGGGACGUCAGAUCGCCGAAAUGGUCGGGGAGGAUCUCCCAGUCAUGCCCGUCGACCACCCCUUGACGUUCUUUGGCCCCUACAACGAAUUCGAGGGGACCGGCAAGGACAUCGGGUAUCCGUUACUGCGUGACCAGGGCAAUUCGGCCUAUAUGCGUGAUACGGGUGAUCCGAAGACGGCCGAAGGCGGCCAGAUCGAGUGGGGUUAUUACGAAACGACGCAUCCGCGCAUGUGUCACCCGCGCGAUAUUCUGGAAAAGAACCAGGCACGGCUGUCGCCUUCCCAGCGCGAUCUUGAAAUGGAACAGGUCAUCGAACCGCUAGAACGCGCGAUGGAACUGACACCGAUCCUGGGCGAGCUUGGCUACAACGAGGGCCAUUCCUUCAAUGGUCUGCUUCAGGUCUCGGCCGCCGGAGGACCGUCUUGCGGAGAAAGCCAGAAGGUCCGUGGUCUUUGGUAUUGUGUUGCCAUCUGGGUCAAGGACGGACCGGGUUACGGCAAACUGAUUGCUGACUGGAUCACCGACGGCCGGACGGAAAUCGACCAUGCCACGAUCGAUUAUUCGCGUUUCUAUGCGCACCAGCUGACCGAAGAAUUCAUCGAGGGUCGCUGCUAUGAGGCCGCUCAGAAGAUUUAUUUCCCGGCCAUUCACCCGCGCGAACCCUAUGCCAACGGUCGAAACGUAAAGCGGUCCCCGUUUUACGAACGGGAAGUUGAACUCGGCGGACACUUCAUGGAGCUUGGCGGUUGGGAGCGUGCGCACGGCUACGCCGCCAAUGAGCAUCUGCUGGAAAAAUACGGCAACAGGGUCCCGGUUCGCGAGUCGGAGUGGGACAGUCGUCAUUUCUGGCGCGUUUCGAAUGCCGAACAGCUUGCCCUGAGUGAAGAUUGCGGCAUCAUCAACCUGUCGCAUUUUUACAUGUUCGACGUCGAGGGUCCGGAUCACGUCGAGCUGAUGGAGUGGUUAUGCGCCGCAAGGAUCGGUGGGGACAACAACGUGGGCAAGGGGAUCUACACCCAUUUCCUGGAUGACGAAGGCAAUGUGCGUGCGGACCUGACCGUGUUCCGCAUGGCCGAUCGAUGCCGCAUCGUCGAUGGGGCCGAUGCCGGGCCUCGCGACUGUCUUUACGUGAAGCGCGUAGCCGAGGAAAAAGGCUUCAAGGUUACUGUUACCGAUGUGAGCGAGACAUUCACGACCAUUGGUAUCUGGGGACCGAACGCGCGCGACAACCUCAAGAAAGUCGUGUCUGACCCUGUUGCGCUCGAUCCGGAUAACUUCCCAUUCGCGGCAAUCCGGUCGAUCGAGAUCGCCGGCAAACCGGUCUCUGCGCUCCGCCUCUCCUAUGUCGGUGAACAGGGUUGGGAACUGCACAUGAAAUAUGAGGACGGGCUUGCUGUCUGGGAUGCUUUGCGCGCGGUUGGUGUCAUGGCUGUUGGCGUCGAAACCUACGCCAACUCCAGGCGCAUGGAAAAGAGCCUGCGUUUGCAGAAUGCCGACCUGUUGACCCAGUACAAUCUCUAUGAAGCGGAUCUGGCGCGCCCGAAGGUAAAGGAGGCCGAUUUCCGCGGCAAGGCCAAGCACCUUGAAUACCGUGCCCGUGACAGGCAGCCCGCCAUGCUAUGUACACUGGUGAUGACCGAAAACACCGAUGCCAGCGGCGUGAAGCGUUAUCCGGUUGGGGCAAUGCCGGUGAUGGAUCCGGAGACCGGCAAGACACUUGUAGACAGCCUCGGCCGAAUUUCCUACACGACCUCCGUUGCUUACGGUCCGACGAUCGGAAAGAACAUCGCGCUGGCCUAUCUGCCGCAGGACUAUUGUGAAGUCGGUCGCAAGCUGACUGUCGAAUACAUGUCAGAAACCUAUCCCGCGGAAGUCGCCGGUGUCGGCUAUCAGCCUCUCUACGAUCCGGAGAACCUCAAGCCGAGAAGUUGA